AUGAACACCUCCACCUCCACCUCCACCCCCUCCCUAACCCCCCACGACCUCUCCAUCCUCUCCAAAAUCGCCGACCCAGAAUCCACCCCCUCUCCGCUCCUCCUCUCCCCCUCCCUCCCAAAAGACCCCCACAUCACCACACCAACCCUCUACCAAUCCCUCACAACCCUCGAAACCACCAUCAUCCACCCCCUCCGAGCCACCGAACUCCAACUCGCAGGUUUCCACCCCACACUCACAGGUUCCCCAUCCGCAACCCAGCAAUACCAGACCGCCAUCUCUGCCCUCACCUCGCUAAUCAACGAGCACCCAACAUACGCAAGUGCACGGAACAACCGGGCUCAGGCGUUGCGACGAGUGUAUGGUGAUGGGGUAUUAGUCCAGCAGGCUGAAGGACAGGAAGAUGGUGGAAUAGAGGUAGAGGCAGAACGACUUUGCAAGGCAACAGAUACCCAAGAACUAUCCUCGGUAUCCAAAACCCUCCUCCUAGACCUAAAAACAGCAAUUCACCUCCUCACCCCACCACCCUACUCCCCCAUCUCGCCCACAGCCGCGAAGACCUUAUCACUAGCCUACACCCAACGAGGCGCCAUAUACUUACGCACCGCGAAACUGCUUUCUAUCCCAGGCUCCAAACUGAUCUUCUCCUCACAAGGACAAGAGGGAGGAGAAGGAGUAGAAGAAGCGAAGUGGGAGACGAUAGAUUUCGAAGAAGCAGCGGCGCGGGACUUCAUGUGGGGCGGACGGUACGGGAAUGAAGUCUCGAAAGCGCUGGCUGUGGCGACGAAUCCGACGGCCAAGUUGUGUGGGAGUAUUGUUAGGGAGGCGAUGGUGAGGGAGUUUGGUGGACAGGGGGUAUGA
Molecule: messenger RNA, 861 nt
Organism: Hymenoscyphus albidus
Lineage: Eukaryota; Fungi; Ascomycota; Leotiomycetes; Helotiales; Helotiaceae
Source: the annotation of a GenBank genome assembly